AUGCCCGCGACGUCGAGUGACUCGUUCCAGUUUGUCGCCUACGAGUCAACCAGGCGCACAACACCAAAGCUGGCGCUCCCAGCCGCUGUAAACGACAGAGAGGGCACGUAUCUGGGCCAUUUUGUCGCUGUCGUUCGUAAUUGUCAUUUCACGGCUCGUUUUCCGCUGGCGGCAACGGCGCUGCUGCCCGUGAUGCGUGGACAUGGUCACCUUUCACAUGUGGCAGUUGCACUAGGUGCCCUGGAUGCGCAUCGACGAGCGCACGUCGGCACAAGUCCCGACUAUCCAUCGCCGCGCAUCGUGGCAUUUACAAGAUACCAGCGCGCCUUGGCCAGCUUGCAAGAUGAGCUCGGUUCGAGCGAUGCGUCACAGCGAGAUGAUGUGCUUUGGACGACCUUUCUCCUGGGGCUGUUUGAGCUCAUGGCUGAACCAAGCGGUGACCGAUGGACGAGACACAUGCUCUACGGCACAGGAAGAAUGCUGCAGCUGUCGAAUAUGAGCCGCGGCCCCUCUCCUCUAAAGCAGAUGCUCUUCGACGCGUUCCAGGUCCUAGAGGCCAACAGGGCAAUCAUGUACGGGGUGGAAACUUUUCUGUCCGAGAACAGGUGGACUGUUGUCAGAAAGACUCUGUUUUUGCGUGCUGGCCAGAGUGCUGGGCUCCCGAUGGAUGGCAUGGUUACUCUCAUGCUCUACACCGCAUCCUUCAGUCAGAGCUUCUUUGCACGGAUCCAGGAGAUUCCAGAGCCGGAGCGUUGCACUCAUCCAAGUAUCGGAGAGCUGGGUCGACAAGGUAUCCAUGUCCAAGGCCUGCUCAAUACGUGGUACCUGCAGCACGGCUCGACUCUCCAUUCCAAGAGUACAGGGCAUGAGUGCCGACUAGCCCUGAUUUACUACCACACACUUCUGCUUUUCUUGUCGCGGAAUUACACGUACUACCCCUGCUGGGCGGGCAAGGCCACUCCUCUGCUGAGCCAUUCGGCAAUUUCUGACCACGCGAGAAGCAUUGUCGCUCUGAUUGACCAGUUGCUGCAGUCGUCCAAUGUGCCCGGCGUCAUGUUGCUGUUCCCCUUGCGAGUCGUCGGUUCCCUGCUCACUGAGACAGAAGCGAGGAUGGGAGUCGUGGCGCAGCUCAACACGAUAUACUGGAAGGGAUACGUCGUGGCAGACAGGGUCAAGGUAGACUUGCAUGACCUUUGGGCAUUCAGUGGCCUGCCGGGGUGUUGA
Molecule: messenger RNA, 1224 nt
Organism: Metarhizium brunneum ARSEF 3297
Lineage: Eukaryota; Fungi; Ascomycota; Sordariomycetes; Hypocreales; Clavicipitaceae
Biological process (GO): regulation of DNA-templated transcription
Molecular function (GO): zinc ion binding; DNA-binding transcription factor activity, RNA polymerase II-specific
Source: RefSeq, a predicted model, not a curated record